CACAAAUAGUUCAUUCCGUUUUAGUUAGUCCUACGAUUUGUUUCUUAUUUGUGAAAGCUCGUCGAACGGAAGCAAAUCUCGCUUUACCCUUUUGAAAAAUAAAGGAAGAAGUUCGUAAAAAGCGAAAGAGCCCAUCGAAAUUAACACGAAAAGGAGUUCAAUAAAAUUCAUAUAGGAUAAAAUGGGUGCCGACAACAUCGAUGCUACUGCCACCGCCGACCAGUCCUCGUCGGGCUUUAUCGAAAAGGAUACUCUGCCCGUGGGCAAGUACCUCCUGGUGGGUAUCGACAUAGACACAACUGGACGUCGUUUAAUCGAUGAGAUUGUCCAGCUGGCUGCUUAUACACCGACUGAUAAUUUCCAGCAGUACAUCAUGCCCUAUAUGAAUCUAAAUCCAGCUGCGCGCCAGCGCCAUCAAGUUCGUGUUAUUUCGAUUGGCUUUUAUCGUAUGCUGAAGUCGAUGCAGACCUUUAAGAUCAUCAAAUCAAAGUCCGAGAUCGCCGCAUUGAAGGACUUCCUCAACUGGCUAGAACAGCUGGCGGCGAAGGCCGGCUCCGGCUAUAAUGGGAUUGUGCUGCUCUACCACGAGGAGCGCAAGUUCAUUCCAUACAUGAUUUUGGAGUCUCUUAAGAAGUACGGCUUGAUUGAAAGAUUCUCUAAGACCGUCACGGCCUUCGCCAACAGCCUUCACCUGGCCAAGGCCUCCAUUGGCGACACUAACAUCAAGAACUAUAGUCUGCGCAAGCUCGCGAAGCUCUUGUCCAAGUCCAAGGAGGACAACACCGCGGUCUCUUCCUCCUCCGCCUCCGGCUCUGGCUCAGUAUCGACAUCCACUGAGGCCAUCGACAGCACCACUGUCGAUAAUAAUAGCAGCAGCAGCAGCAACAACAACUUUAACGAGAAGCGCUCUGCGAAGAAUGGCGUCAAGUUCGAGCGGGAUGAGUUCGAGGGUAAUGCCAGCGUGCGUGCCAAGAUGGCUUUCCAUGUGGCCCUUCAGAUUGCCAACGCAAUUCGCAAGUCUGAGCCAGAGUCCUCUGAGACUAUGGAGAACCUUUUUAACGCCUUGAAGCCGUUUGCCGAGCUGGUAGGAUCCGAUGUCCAGGAGCUAGACACCCAGAACGAGAACCUGGAGCGCCAGAACUCCUUCCGUCCGGUCUUUCUAAACUAUUUCAAGACCGCUUUGUACCACCGUGUGCGCGCUGUCAAGUUCCGCAUCGUGUUGGCGGAGAACGGUUUUGAUCUCAACUCUUUGAACACCAUCUGGGCGGACAAGGGCACCGAGGGCCUCGACAUGGCCCUUCAGUCGAUCGGACAACUGAAGGCCGAAGACAAGACUGAGCUUAUAGAGCUGUUGGACAGCUUCUUCGAUCCCAACAAGACCACAAUCAAGCCAGUGGUUAAGUCCAACAACAAUAACAACAACAACAAUCGUCGCCGCAAUCGCCGCAACACAAACCAGCCGCCGCCCAAGAACGGGGUGAACACCACUCGUUCCACCAGCACCGAGUUCGGGGCGGGAGGCGACAAGUCGCAGAGCGUGUCCUCGCUGCCGGACUCCACCACCAAGUCGUCAUCGCCCAACAAGACAGCCGGCGGACGUACGCAGCGCAAGCGCAACUCUCGCCACAGCCUGAGCAGUGGCAACGAAGCAAAGGUGACCGAAGGUGGUGCAUCUAUAAAGGUGGAGCUCAACAGCUCGGCCCCAGCUGCCAUACAACCGGUGGCCAUUGCGGCUUCAAAUUAAACACCUUUCGGUGGCUCUGUAAAUAGACCUUUCGGGAUGAUGAAACACACUUAAAACACCAAUUAAAAUAGGCAAGAAAUGAACGGGAGAAGAAGAGAAGACUACAAGCGAACUUUUUCCUUUUUGAAGAACUGCCACAGAUCAGAAACAGCCUCCAAAUUUUUGUGUAAUCACAAAUUUUCAGUGUACUAACUAUAACCACAAGUACAAAAGCCUACACCGCCCCCACACUCACGAGCAUGUCGGUGAAUGGAUGCAGAAAGGGUGAAGUGAACCGUGAUCGUCAAUCGUGAUCUGUGUGUGGUGCAGAGUGGCACGGCUUCAAUUUGCUGAUUAGAAGCAAGAACUGUUUAUCGAGUCGUUGUUGUAAGAACCCGGGCGAAGCAUUUGGAGGAUGCUGCAUUAAAUACACGAAAGCAACAUGCAAUAAUAGUAUUCGAAAACGGAUCGUAUAAUUAUAAUGAUGGAGAAGAAGAAAAAAAAAGCCGCAAAACCAUGAUAUGAUUGUACAGAAGAACCAAACGCAGCGUUUAGGCAUAGUUUUCCCAUGCGAACCGAUGCACAAUAUCGUCCCAGGAUGGACGAUCGGAAAAAUAGAGCCAUAAAACGCCUCGAUGAAAAUUUUGCAUUGGACAGGCCUCCUCGGACUACACAAAAACCAAUACAAUAUUUCCGUACAUUAAAGCAAACAAGGCCAGGCCUGGUCCAAUGUUUAAAACUUUCACUUUGCACACAGAACCAAAUCUAUACCCCACUCGAACGCAUGCACGCACACCAAACUCACGAAUAACUCAAACACAAUGGGAGGGAACACUUACAACUAUAUGUAAAUCCAAACAAGUCAAACUGUCAUAUUUCAUAUUUGCAAACGUUCCACGAAUUCCAAAUGAUAAUGUGAACACAUACGUAAAUCUGUAUGAAAUGCGUGAAUAAACGAUUGAAAUGUAAAAUGUA
Drosophila kikkawai is the source of this 2698-nucleotide messenger RNA. RefSeq names its product maternal protein exuperantia (gene exu). The record is from RefSeq and is a predicted model, not a curated record. Lineage: Eukaryota; Metazoa; Arthropoda; Insecta; Diptera; Drosophilidae. Gene Ontology annotation, molecular function: protein homodimerization activity; RNA binding. Gene Ontology annotation, biological process: bicoid mRNA localization.